Messenger RNA from Brugia malayi, 474 nucleotides. RefSeq lists its product as uncharacterized. The coding region runs from base 1 to 474 and encodes 157 amino acids. The record is from RefSeq and is a predicted model, not a curated record. NCBI's taxonomy places the organism in Eukaryota, Metazoa, Nematoda, Chromadorea, Rhabditida, Onchocercidae. The transcript is spliced from 4 exons.
AUGGGAUGUCGCUUUUCGAGAACGAACAAUGCUAAUACAGAGUCUGAAUUUGAUUCCGAUUCAACCGAUACAACCGUUGGAAUUAUGAAUCGGCCAUUAUUGGAGGAUACAACCGAAUAUUUCUCCGAUUCUCAAUCUGUAUCGAUGACAAAUGUCACAAAAGUAUCGAAUUCGAUUGCAGUACUGGAUGAGAGCAACACUGUUAGAGGAAUGACAACUGCUAUUAAUUGCAUUAAAAAUGCUUAUUCAAUGGUACGAUGUGACAUGUCAUCCAUACGAUCAACUUUUUGUAAUCGAAUUACACUGAAACCAAAGAUAUCAUUAGAUCCGGAAGUUCAGGAAUCGAAUAUCACUUAUAUCAACAAACCAAUAAAGCAAGUUGAGAGCACUAGUCAAAUUGAUUUUUUUCGAAUGCUCGAUGAAAAAAUUGCUCAGGGUUUCGAUGAUUUAAUCGAUUCUGAUACUGACGAAUGA